Macrosteles quadrilineatus (aster leafhopper) is the source of this 1002-nucleotide messenger RNA. RefSeq lists its product as uncharacterized. The coding region runs from base 1 to 1002 and encodes 333 amino acids. The transcript has 4 exons. The record is from RefSeq and is a predicted model, not a curated record. Lineage: Eukaryota; Metazoa; Arthropoda; Insecta; Hemiptera; Cicadellidae.
AUGAGUGACAGUGACAGUGAAGAAGAGAUCUUCGUAGUUGCAGCAGCUCUUGCUUCGGAAGAGGAAGAGCGUCUGCGACAGAAGAGGAUGUUCCUUGGCCAUGCGGGAACGUACAGAAGUGUUGCUUUCAGUUACAGGAUGGGAGAAUCUACAGUUGCGUCUAUCGUACACUCCACUUGCAAAGCCAUAUGGGAUGUGUUAUCACCUUUUGUAAUGCCUCAACCGACCCGUGAAAAGUGGGAAGAAGUGGAAAAAGGUUUUAACGAAAAAUGGAACUAUCCUAACUGUAUUGGAGCGGUUGAUGGGAAGCACAAAGGCUUCAGUGUUGUUUUGCUCGCGUUGGUAGACGCCAACUACAAAUUUUUAACUGUUGACGUUGGUGCUUAUGGGAAGAACAGCGAUGGGGGAAUUUUCAAAGAAUCUGGGCUAGGGAAAAACUAUUAUGCUGGACUUUUAAAUCUACCCCCUCCAAAACCACUGAACAACUCAAGAAUCAUCCUUCCUCAUGUAAUGGUGGCAGACGAAGCAUUCCCCCUUCACGUGCAUAUUAUGAGACCUUACCCUGGUACCCAGCUAGGAAAUGUGGCAAACAAAGCAUAUAACUAUAGACACAGCCGAGCCCGCAGGGUAGUGGAAAGUGCGUUUGGGAUACUGGCGAAGAAGUUCAGAGUAUAUUCGCAAAAGCUUCAAGUUAACCCCGACCAUGUUGAUUUGAUCGUGUUAGCAACAACAUGCCUCCACAACUUCUUGCGAGGGGAUGAUGAGAAUCUGUGGCGCCCAGGAGAACUUGAAGAAGUGGAAGAGUUUCACGGUCUUCAGCCUCUUACCAGAAUAGGGUGCAACUCAGCUUUAGACACCUUUGAAAUUAGAGAUGGUUUCAGGAAAUACUUUACUUCGAGAGAGGGGAAAGUGUCUUGGCAAGAUGAGAAGAUAAGUGCUGCUCACAAGAAAGUAACGUUCAGCAUAAUGAGGAGCAAACGGUGCUUGGAGAAGACGUCUUGA